GAGAUGGACACGCACAGGCGUGUGUUUGCGUCAUGGGGGCGGGGCUUCGUCAGCGCGUACCAAGAUGGCGGCAGCCACUGCUCUCAGUUUGGACAGUUUACCGUCCGACCCUUUGCUUUUGAUUCUGUCGUUUCUUGACUUCAGAGAUUUGGUCAGUUGCAGUCUUGUAAGUCGGCGUCUGAAUGAGCUGACAGGUCACAACCCUUUAUGGAAGAGGCUUUGCCUGAAGCACUGGCUUCUCACUGAAGCUGAUAAGGGUCAGAGAGGGCAGAGCUGGCGAGAAUUGUUCCAAGACUUUUACGCUGAUCUUGGUCGCUAUAUAGAUUACUACAGCACACUGAAGAAAGCCUGGGAUGAUCUGAAGUCCUAUCUGGGUCAAAAAUGUCCACGGAUGAUUGCCUCUCUUAAAGAGGGCGCAAAAGAGGAAGAACUGGAUGCUAUUGAAGCCCAAAUCGGCUGCAAGCUCCCCAACGACUACCGCUGUUCCUACAGGAUACAUAAUGGACAGAAGUUGGUGGUACCUGGGUUAAUGGGCAGCAUGGCUUUGUCCAAUCACUAUCGCUCAGAGGACCUGUUGGACAUCGAGACAGCAGCAGGGGGAUUUCAGCAGAGGAAGGGCAUGAGGCAGUGCCUCCCCCUCACCUUCUGUUUUCACACUGGACUUAGCCAGUACAUGGCCUUAGAAAACAUAGAGGGACGCACACGCAGCGAGAUCUUCUACCAUUGUCCGGAUCAACUAGCACAAGAUCCAUCUGCUAUUGAUAUGUUCAUCACAGGGUCCAGCUUUACUGAAUGGUUUACCUCAUAUGUUCAAAACGUAGUGACUGGAGAAUACCCGAUCAUCCGGGACCAAAUAUUCAGGUACGUCCAUGAUAAGAAGUGUGUGGCCACAACUGAUAACAUAACCGUCUCAGUCUCCACCUCUUUCCUACCUGAGCUCAGCUCCGUCCACCCACCACACUUCUUCUUCACAUACAGAAUCAGGAUCGAGAUGGCAAAGUCAGCACUUCCAGAGAGCGCAUGCCAGUUGGAUAGUCGCUACUGGAAAAUCACCAAUGCGAACGGGAAUGUGGAGGAGGUUCGAGGUCCUGGUGUUGUGGGGGAGUUCCCAGUGAUGACCCCUGGUAAAGUGCAUGAGUACGCCAGCUGCACUACAUUCUCCACCACAUCUGAGUACAUGGAAGGCCACUACACCUUUCAUAGGCUCAAAAAUAAAGCGGAGGUUUUUGACGUCUCCAUUCCAAGAUUCCACAUGGUGUGCCCACCCUUCCGUGAGUCCAUGGUGCGCUCGAGCUCUGUGAGAGAAGCGCCCAUUGCUGUCUUUAACAACGAUAAUGACUCCGACACAGAUAACUAUGAGGACGGACAGCUGCUUGGUAUGAACCUGGCUGAUCCUGGAGGACGCUGUCCUCGUCACAUCUGACAUACAUAUUCUCUCUCUCUCUCUGUCUAACACACACACGCACACACACGCACAAACACACAUGCGCACACAGCAGUCCAGGGGCAAAGGAGAGCAAUGCUUAGACAAUUGUUUAUUAUACAAAGGCUUUGUGUCUGUCCUCCCAUGAACCGUACUCCCCUCUUGACACACACGCACACACACACAAACACAUACAUACACUAGGUUUGUGGUUUUAUUUGCCUUUAGUAUUAGUAUCAUCCAAGGACUUUACAUUGAACCAAAAUUACAGCGACAGCUUUUCCAUAAACACUCUAGGCAACUCGCUGUACUAAUGUUCUAUAAGAGAUGUUGUGUUAAGCAAUUCAAAGUUUUGUUCAGAUCAAAUUAGAAAAAAUGUAUUGGAUAUUAAGUAGGAUGUGUAAUAUGUCGUGGGUCAGUGAAUCAGCUGGUACUAGGGGACAGACAAGAGACGUGAGAGAUCAAAUCUACAAAAAGCACAUUUUUCUAAAUGAACCAGUGAUUACACACUGACCGAUUUGACAGUCCAACUACACACAUCUCUCCACCACCACUAGCAGAAUGUCUGUAUUUACUUUUCUGUGAUUAAUUCAGUUGGACAUGUUAAUUCAAGUACGUGUUAAUGUGUGUCUAUCAAAUUUAUAUAUAUAAUUAGAACGUUACAGAUUACAGAGAAAACAUUUACUGAAAUAGAGAAAGGAGGGAAAAUGUACACUCACACACCCGCAUGCACACACACACACACACAUGUUUGAACUGGACUACACUUUUUGUAUAUAGACCUUUUCUGUAUUUGCAUUUAGCCUUGGGAAUUUACACAUUGGAACAGAUAUUUGUCUUUUUUUCUCUCCUUUUCUUACACACACACAAACACAAUCAUUCGUGAGCCAUUUCUAAAUAAGGGCAGCAUUAGUCACUAAUUCACCUUAAGGAUGAUAAGAUUCUGAUUAUUGUUAGUAAUAAAAUUACAAUUUUUCUGCUUUUUGUUGUAAAAUUCUGGAGUGCAAUAGGGUUUUCAAGUUCAGUACACUCUUAUUUGUAAAUGUGUUUUUUAUGUUUGGCUAAAUAAACAGAAAACUAUGAACAUUA
Tachysurus vachellii is the source of this 2512-nucleotide messenger RNA. RefSeq names its product F-box protein 3 (gene fbxo3). Gene Ontology annotation, molecular function: protein binding. NCBI's taxonomy places the organism in Eukaryota, Metazoa, Chordata, Actinopteri, Siluriformes, Bagridae. The record is from RefSeq and is a predicted model, not a curated record. The coding region runs from base 65 to 1423 and encodes 452 amino acids. The transcript has 11 exons.